Molecule: messenger RNA, 2607 nt
Organism: Triplophysa dalaica
Lineage: Eukaryota; Metazoa; Chordata; Actinopteri; Cypriniformes; Nemacheilidae
Gene: mafb
Product: MAF bZIP transcription factor b
Exons: 3
Coding region: 1032-2429 (465 amino acids)
Biological process (GO): regulation of transcription by RNA polymerase II
Cellular component (GO): nucleus
Molecular function (GO): RNA polymerase II cis-regulatory region sequence-specific DNA binding; DNA-binding transcription factor activity, RNA polymerase II-specific
Source: RefSeq, a predicted model, not a curated record
UCAUGUCCUAGCACAUCCCAUAAUAAAGUGGGUCCAUGUAUAAUAUUCCUUAAAAACAAUCAAACAUUGUCCAUGCAUAACCAGAUAAAAAACAUCCCGAGUUGUUGUUUCAAUAUACAUUUGGAAUGGUACGUUGACUCUAACACACAUUUAUGAAGAUGUAAAACGUGUAUUUGCAUAUGUAGUGGAAAGAUUUAUUGAUUUGUCAUUAUGAAACCGCUCCCAUACAGCUUUUAGAAACGUUAAAACAUCUGACAGUGAGCUGACACCCAGAGAUGAAACGCUCCUCUAAUGGACAGAUGCUGUUGUGUUUGGCCGAAAGGGGGCGCUGUUGAGUUUUGAAACCGCAGGUCCGCCGAAAUGUUGCGACCACGUUUUGGUAGUGGAAAAAGGAAUAAUAAAUCAUAUAAAGUAAUAUAAUCACAUUAAAACAACAUAAAGGAGCGUUGUCUGUGAAAACCACGUGGAUGUUUGAAUUGAUUUAGCUACAUCUGCAUUUUCAUCCGCUGUGAAGUGUCUGUAUUAUUAAUAGUGUUAUUAUAAAACAUCUCAAACAUAUAUCAAACGUUCGUGGCUUUUAAAACAAUAUUUGACUUGUAAAUAAAAUAAUCAAUGAUUGUUCUAGCAUCAUGUUGCGACAGUAAAUAAGUAAGAAUGAAUGGUCAAUCCUUUAACAUUUAUAUCUUAGAUAUCGAGCAUUUAAAUGACUAAACUAACGUUAAUUUAUCGACUCGAUCAUUACAUAAUGCAAUAACGACAGCAUGUGGACAUCCUCAGUAAAAAGAAUAAAACGUCCAAGCGUUUGACAAACGCUAUAAAUCUCUGACGAACUCAAUGUUGAUAAAGAGUUAAAGUUCUGCUCGUUUAGCUCUCUUGUCAGUUCUGACAGUUCGGAAAACUUUUGUUUCUUCUCUAGUAUGCAAAUUGACCCUCGGAUUCCGCGAGCCUAUUGGCUACGAGUCCGAGUCAAUUUCGUAUUUCAAACCUGACGUCAGGGCGGCUAUAAAACUCAGCAUUGCUUUUAUACUCCUAUGCUCGGUGAUCCUUUAAAAACUCUAGAACAAGCCCGGAGUACUUUUUUUUCUCCUGCUAAGAAUCCACUUGCCACUCACAUACAUGUUAGGGUCCUCGUUCCUGCGAAACUAUUGAAAAAAAAAAAGAGGAAGACCCACAGAAGCCAUGCGGUGUUAAAUGUUUGCGACGCGCAGACACUCGCGUGGAAAGAGAGAGGCACUGGAGACGCGCGCGCUCCUCCAUGCGUCCGUGCGCGAGAGGCGAAAACGCGUGAAUUAAAAAAAGAAAUAAAUCCGCACUCGAGAAAGCUUUUCUUCGCUUUUGAAGAAUUAAAUAAAGAAAUCAAGCUGGCUCACGCUGUCUCGAACCCGACCACUUUGACAGCUGCUCUUCACCCCCUUUGGAGGACUGUCAACAGCAAAAGGAUGGCAUCAGAACUGGCAAUGAGCAGCUCCGACCUGCCCACCAGUCCCCUGGCCAUGGAAUAUGUUAAUGACUUCGAUCUGAUGAAGUUUGAAGUGAAAAAGGAGCCGGUGGAGCCCGAUCGCAGCAUCAGCCAGUGCAGCCGCCUGAUCGCCGGGGGAUCCCUGUCUUCCACCCCGAUGAGCACGCCUUGCAGCUCGGUUCCCCCUUCCCCAAGCUUCUCGGCGCCCAGUCCGGGCUCCGGGAGCGAGCAGAAGGCGCACCUGGAGGAUUUUUACUGGAUGAGCGGUUACCAGCAGCAGCUCAACCCGGAGGCUUUGGGCUUCAGCCCCGAGGACGCGGUGGAGGCGCUGAUCAACAGCAGUCACCAGCUCCAGAGCUUCGACGGCUAUGCUAGAGGGCAGCAGUUCUCCGGCGCAGCCGGGGCGGGAGGCGCCAUGGCCGGGGAGGAGAUGGGAUCCGCUGCCGCGGUGGUGUCCGCGGUCAUCGCCGCCGCCGCAGCGCAGAACGGGGCACCACACCACCACCACCAUCACCACCACCCCUCCGGGCACCAUCCUUCGGCCGGCAUGCAGUCCAACGGCAACUCCGCCAGCCACCAACACAUGCACCUGGACGAUCGCUUCUCGGACGACCAGUUGGUGACCAUGUCCGUGCGCGAGCUCAAUCGUCAGCUACGGGGGGUCAGCAAAGAAGAGGUCAUCCGACUCAAACAGAAGAGGAGAACCCUCAAAAACAGAGGCUAUGCCCAGUCGUGUCGCUAUAAGCGGGUCCAGCAGAGGCACGUCCUGGAGGGCGAGAAGACCCAGCUCAUACAGCAGGUGGACCACCUCAAGCUGGAGAUCUCCAGACUGGUGCGCGAAAGGGACGCGUACAAAGAAAAAUACGAGAAGCUCAUCAGCAGCGGCUUCAGAGAAAACGGAUCGAGCAGCGAUAACAACCCUUCAUCUCCGGAGUUUUUCAUGACGUCACGAAAGUUUCUACACCUGUGAUAUGACCUCUGUCCCCUGCCCUUUGCCCCUGCAGUCUGAGACAGUAUUACACUGGAAUGCUUCUGGCUUAGGGUGACCCAUGGCUCCAAGACUGCCACAAAGCACAACCUCUCCAAAAUCAACCCCGAUGAAGACGAUUAGAAGAAAAAAACAUUAAGGAAUGAAAGAAAUACGAAAC